CUUUGGCGGGAUGUCUCUGUUGUUUAAUACCACCUCUCACUCCAAAUCUCAGACCUUAAAAACAAUAAACAGUGAUAUCUCACCUUCAACCAGACCUCCAUCUCACCCUUUUUUUAACUUAAUUAAUCAUACUUAACCCUCUAAAUUACCCUAUUAAUUUACCACAUUCUCCCAAAAAUCCCCAACAGAAACACAAAUCAUCUCAUUGGUCAAUCAGAUACAGACAGAGAGAAUGGGAGAGCGAGAGACAUUGGAGAAACCUUCGCUUCCCUGCUCUGUCUUCAACCUUGAGUUCCUGCGGAUCGGUCGCUAGGAUUCCGAUCCGGGCGUUUUCUUGGGGGGCAUUUUCAAAUCCUUCUUGGUUUUGGCAUUUAGGGGCAGUUGGUGGUUUUUUCCGGAAGAUGCUGCAGUUAUCUUUUAUGAUUUAUAAUUACUGGGACACAACAAGUGCAGCCUAAUGUUAUGCAGUUGGUGAUAUAUUGAUUUUCCAGUGAUGUCGAGGAUUGCUAAGUGGAAGCUUGAGAAGACAAAAGUCAAAGUAGUCUUUCGGCUACAAUUCCAUGCUACGCAUAUCCCACAAACUGGAUGGGACAAACUUUUCAUAUCUUUCAUUCCCACUGAUUCUGGAAAAGCAACGGCAAAGACAACCAAAGCAAAUGUGAGAAAUGGGACGUGCAAAUGGGCAGAUCCUAUCUAUGAGACUACAAGACUUCUCCAAGACAUUAAAACUAAACAAUACGAUGAAAAGCUUUAUAAGCUUGUUGUGACUAUGGGUUCCUCAAGGUCUAGCCUUCUCGGUGAGGCUAUUAUCAAUCUUGCUGAUUACGUAGAUGCGUUGAAACCCUCUGGUGUGGCACUGCCUCUUCAUGGUUGUGAUUCCAGAACUAUUUUACACGUGACUGUACAGCUGUUAACCUCUAAAACUGGUUUCAGAGAGUUUGAACAGCAGAGGGAACUCAGAGAAAGAAGGUUGCAGACUGCAACUGACCAAAAUAGUCCUCAUGAAUCUUCAGGUGGAAAACUAUCACCCUCUGAAGAGAUUGUCAAUGGUCAAGAAGAUAAGGUCAAUGCAAAGGUGAGAUUCAAAAACAAAACAAAGGAGCUACUCUCACUCGAAGAAGAGGCAGGAAUGAAUGAUGAAUACACAGACUCAGCUGCUGGUUUUGAUGGAUCUUCCAAUACUUCAGGAAGUUUAUAUGCAGAGAAGCCAGAUACAUCCAGCACGCAUGAAAUAGACAGCAUUAAGAGUACAGUUUCUGGUGAUUUAGCUGGGCUUUCCCUUGGUCAAAGUCCUCAGCCUGAGAGAGUGGACCCUUCUGAUCAUCGCUUUUCUGCACAGGGGACUAAUGACUGGGUUCAUGGCUGGGGAUCCGACUAUUCCGCAGAUAAUGACUUAGCAGUCACCUACGAAGAGAAUAGUAGACUUAGAGGAAGCUUGGAGGUAGCUGAAGCAUCUAUCCUUGAGCUUAAGCUGGAGUUAAGCUCCUUACAAAGUCAUGCAGACGAGAUAGGCACUGAAACACAAAAAGUUGCUGAGCAAUUAGCUGCUGAGAUUGCUUCUGGAGAACAGCUGGCAAAAGAGGUUUCUACGCUGAAAUUGGAGUGUUCAUACUUAAAAGAUGAUCUUAAACUGCUAAAUAGUUCUAAAUUAUGUGCUUCAUUUACUAGCAUAGAAGCUACAGAGACAAAACAGGAUAAAAUAUCUCAAGAUCUGCAGCGUAGAUGGCUAAAGGAGGUAUUGGUCUUGGAGGAUAAGGUAAGAGAACUUCAAAACAAGUCGUCCGUUGGAUACCAUGAAAAGGACUUCAGGUUCCUUUACUCGGACUUGGAGGCUUUGCUCAGUGCUCUGCAGAAUCUCAAAGAGGGAACUCAAUUGGCAAGUCCUAAUUUUAACUUGAUGUCAUCUGCUGGAGCAAGCAUGAAGGAGAACAGAGAAACUAGUCUUGGUAGAAUUGAGCAACUCCCAUCUGAAAUUGGUUUUGAUGUUGACUUGUGUCAACCUGAGUUUGGAAUGCUUCAUGGCCUCAAUGUUCCCGGGUCUGAGUCUCAGGAUCCUGAUCGUCUAGAAGUUAUAAAUGCGAUGAAAGGAAAAGUCUUUGAACUCUUGAGAGAGUUGGAUGAUUCUAAAUCUGAAAAAGAAGGCCUUACAAAGAAAAUGGAUCAGAUGGAGUGUUACUAUGAAGCCCUCAUCCAGGAGCUUGAAGAAAAUCAGAGACAGAUGUUAUGCGAGUUGCAGAAUCUCAGAAAUGAGCACUCUACUUGUUUAUAUACAGUUUCUUCUACCAAGGCAGAGAUGGAAACAAUGUGCCAAGGCCUGAAUGAACAGAUGUUAAGACUUGCUGAGGAAAAACAUGACUUGGAUUCCAUUAACAAGGAGCUUGAAAGAAAGGCUAUUGUUGCAGAAGCAGCACUUAAACGGGCACGGUUGAACUACUCCAUUGCUGUUAAUCAAUUGCAAAAGGACCUUGAACUAUUAUCCGUCCAGGUUUUGUCUAUGUUCGAGACUAAUGAGAACCUUAUUAGGCAAGAUUUUGUAGGUUCUUCACCAACAAGCCUCCCACAUUUCCCAGAAAUUGCACAAGAACCGAAAAUUGAUUCAUUGGAGUUUCACUCCUUGAAAAACUUGCAGUGCCAAAAUCAAUAUGUCGGGUUAAAGAAACACAGCUUGGAGGGAGAUUCUCUUUUAGAAAACUUACAGAAAUCACUCAGCAUACAGGAAGGGCUAUAUCGAAAGGUUGAAGAAGAAGUUUGUGAGAUGUAUUUGCUGAAUAUAUACUUGGAUGUGCUUUCGAAGACUUUAGCGGAAACUUUGCUUGAGGCAAGUGAUGAUGCUAGACUAAUGAAAGAGAAAAUAGUUGAACUUGCACAGCAACUAGAGCUUUCUGCAGAGUCCAAGGAGUUGUUGAUGAAAAGGCUGAAGACUGCAAUGGAUGAAGUUCACUCCCUAAAUGAGUACAACGCCGCUUGCAUUGCUGAAUACAAAGAUGUGGCUCUGAAAAACCAAAAUUUGGAAGCUAAUAUACAAAGUUCUUGCUGUGAAAAUCUUCAUCUUGUGCAGAAAAUUACUGAACUGGAAUCCAUGAUAAAGGAAUGCAGAAGUUAUGAGAAUCAAUUCAAGGCUUGCGCUGCAGAAAAGACACAGUUGGAAAUUUUGUUCAAUGAAAAAACACUAGAAAAUGGCCGUCUCCAAAAUGAAAUACUAACCUUGCGGAAUGAUUUUAUAGAUGUUAAAUCUGAAUUUGAUGAAAUCGCUUCUGUGAAGGACAACAUGCAGCAUUGCUUAAAUGUUCUGCGAAGUAAGUUGCUGAACCUAUUGGCAUCUCAUGAAAAGAAAUUCGGCGGAUUGCCUCUCUUGAGUGAAUCUGUUAGUCAGAGCUUGGAGUCCGGGGACUUAACCGGUUUUGUGAUGGAAUUGGGAGAGCUUCAGCAUAAUAUGUGUGAAAAGAUUGCCCAACUCAUGGAAGAGGAAAAGAUUCUGGCUGAAGAAAAAGAUAUGGUUCAGGUUUCCUUAACAAGAGCACAAUCAGAAAUUGUGGUGAUGAAACAUAGGUUUGAACUUGAUAUGCAGGAGGUUCUGUACAAAUUUAGUGUGUCUAAUGCCUCGGUGCGGAAGCUGCAGUUGGAUGUCGAGGCUAUUGCCAACAGACUGAAGAACGGCUCUGAAGUUGAAGAAAACUAUGCACAGCUGCACAAAGAACUUAUUGGGAAUGUUCAUUGGUUGGAAGUUGAGCUGCAACAACUUAUUUCUAAAAACAAAGACCUUGCUGAUGAAAUCUUAGCAUUGGAGAUUGUAACUAAUGAACUCGAGAGGAGCAAAGUAACAACUGUUGAACUUGCAAAGGAGAAACAACUAUUAACAGAAUCUUUGCAGGCUAAAACUGAGGAAUCUGCUAAGCUCGUGUCGGAACUAGAUGAUUUGAAGGAAAGCUUGCUGUCUGUGCAUGAUGAAAACCAGACUUUGAUGACGUCUUUACAGGCUAAAAAUGAAGAAUCUGUCAACCUUGCAUCAGAGCUAAACAGUUUAAAAGAAAGUCAACAAUUUCUGCAUUAUGAGAACCAAGCUGGAACAGCAUCAUUACGGGAUAAAACUGCAGAGUGUGCAAAGCUUGAAGCAGAGGCAAACAAUUUAAGAGAAAGUAUGCAAUCCCUGCUUGAUGAAAGCAAAGCUUCAUUGGCUUCUUUACAGAAUAGAACCGAGGAAUCUGUGGAACUUGUUUCGGAAUUGAAUGGUUUGAGAGAGAGUUUGGGGUCGUUGCAUGAUGAAAAUGAGGCGUUGUUGUUGUCUUUACAGCAUAAAACUGAGGAAUCUGCCGAGCUUGAAUCAGAGCUUAGCGGUUUGAAGGAAAGUUUCCAAUCUCUGCAUGAUGAGCUACAAGAGGAGAGAAGUUCGAGAGAUAAACUAGAGGGUAUAAUUGCAGAUCUUACAUACAAAUUAGACGAGAAGCAUUGCCAGGUCAUUCACUUGAACCAGCAGAAUUUAGAAUUGGCCCAUCUCAAGCAACUACUAUCAGAUCUAGAAUCAGAAAAAUCUAGAGUCUGCCAUCUUUUGUUACAGUAUGAGGAAUGCCUUAAAAAUGCCCGUGAUGAAUCAUCUUCUAUUGUUGCUCUUGAAACCCAGUUGUCUGAAUUGUAUGAAACUCUAGUAGCAACAGAUGUAAAAUAUAUCGCUACUAGAGCUCAGCAUGAGGACUGGGUAGAGGAGGUCGUGGAAAAACUGGAUAGCCACCUUGGUGGACUUUGCAAUAGGCAUAAGGUCGUAGCCCUUUGCAACGAAGAAAAUCCUAGAUUGUUGACAAUCCUUGACUCACUGAUGUCUGAGUUCAGAGGCUCCAUUGCUGAAAACAAGUUGAUUCUUGAUAGAAUUUACUCUAUGUCAGCUGAAGUUGAGGCAUACAAGAAUAGGGAGGUGAGUUGGUGCGAUGAAAAAAUUAAUCUUGAUUCUGAGCUUCAAGGGCUGAAGAACUUGGUGAUGCAUUCCGAAGAAGAGGUUGACAACCUGUUACUCUGCAAUGAAGAACUGGAAGUCAAAGAUUUGUUACUGAAAGCCAAAAUGGAAGAAUGGCACCUGCAAAUAACCCUGUUGGACGUGCAGGGGGAUGAACUGCUUAAGUUGGAAAACCAGUGUAACGACCUUACGCAGAAACUCUCUGAGCAGAUUUUGAAGACAGAGGAGUUCAAAAACCUAUCCAUCCAUAUGAAGCAGCUUAAAGACAAGGCCGAAGCUGACUGUUCCUUGGCUCGUGAAAAAAAAGAAACUGAGAGACAAGCAGUUCUUGUGCAAGAUUCCCUGAGAGUCGCAUUUAUCAAAGAACAGUAUGAAACAAAGCUUCAGGAACUAAAACACCAGCUGUCAAUCUCCAAAAAGCAUAAUGAAGAAAUGCUUUGCAAAUUGCAAGAUUCUGUUGUCGAAAUUGAGAAUAGGAAGAGAUCUGAAGCUUUGCACUUGAAGAAAAAUGAGGAGCUGGGAAUGAAAAUUUUGGAAUUGGAGGCUGAGUUACAAUCAGUAAUUUCUGACAAGCGGGAAAAAAUGAAGGCCUUUGACAUGAUGACGGCCGAACUGGAAUGCUCCUUAAUAAGCCUUGAAUGCUGCAAGGAAGAGAAACAAAAACUUGAAGCAUCUUUGGAAGAAUGCAAUGAGGAGAAGUCAAGAACUGCAAUUGAACUUACCUUGAUGAAAGAGCUGCUGAAGAAUCCCUCAUCAAACAGUGAGGAAGAAGGAAAUGAUGGAUCGCACGUGAAGGGUCAUAUCUCUUCUCAGGACCUCUUUGUUAAAGUUCAUGAGAAUGGUCCAGCUGAGGUCUUGAAUGCUAAGUACUUGGAACAGGAUAGUUCAAUGAAAUGUGAAGAACCAGAAUCUGUAUUUGUGGUUCCAGUUGUUGUGGAUGACCAUUCGAGCACAAUCAUGGAUGCCCAACCUAAGCAGGAUGUACCUGAAGCUAGUGGUGAAUAUGGAAGCCUCGUACAUGUGAAUCAAGAAAGCCUACUGCAUGGUGAUGUCAAGCAUCUAGCUCUUUGUGAUGUUCACUCGAGGGCUGAAAGUAUAAAAUCGAGCAUGGACCACUUAAAUAUGGAGUUGGAAAGGAUGAAAAAUGAUAAUUUGUUUCUACAAAAUGAUGCUCAUUUGGAUUCAAAAUUUCCAGGUUUACAAAGAGAACUAAUGCAAUUACAAAAGGCAAAUGAAGAACUGGGAAGUAUGUUCCCAUUGUAUAAUCAAUAUUCAAGCUGUGGCAAUGCGUUAGAAAGGGUACUUGCAUUAGAAAUCGAACUUGCUGAAUCAUUGCAGGCAAAGAAAAGAUCAAGCAUGCAUUUACAGAGUUCUUUCUUGAAGCAACACAAUGAUGAGGAAGCAGUAUUGCAAAGCUUCAGGGACAUCAAUAACCUGAUUAAAGACAUGUUGGAACUAAAAGGAAGUCAUGCAUCUGUGGAAACUGAACUGAAGGAGAUGCACGAUCGUUACUCGCAGCUAAGUCUUCAGUUUGCUGAAGUUGAAGGUGAGAGGCAGAAACUGAUGAUGACUCUGAAGAAUGUCCGGGCUACCAGGAAGGCUCAGCAAUUAAAUCGCUCACCAUCAUCCUCCAAGGAACACUCGACAUAGUUACCUAAAUGAGCCUCUGCCUUUUUUGCCCUGUACAAGAGGUUGCCCUACACUGAGAUGAAAAGCAACAUUCAAAUUUUGGAAUGCGUGAUCCCACAACUGUCAUUGAAGGUCUACUUAGCUGCUGCAAAGAUGUAACAGCUUGGAAUGGGAUACCAAUUAGAAGCAGCUGUUUAUUGUGUAAAUAACUAUGUAAUGAUGGGUUAACAUUAUGAACCUUUUACUCUAUGUACUCGUUAUAAUUCAUUUUGCUGUAUAUAAUAAAUCAAAUUCUUUGACUAG
Messenger RNA from Tripterygium wilfordii, 6877 nucleotides. Its product is annotated as interaptin-like. The record is from RefSeq and is a predicted model, not a curated record. NCBI's taxonomy places the organism in Eukaryota, Viridiplantae, Streptophyta, Magnoliopsida, Celastrales, Celastraceae. Bases 494 to 6595 code for a protein of 2033 amino acids. The transcript has 12 exons.